Messenger RNA from Zingiber officinale, 2143 nucleotides. RefSeq lists its product as uncharacterized. Gene Ontology annotation, cellular component: endoplasmic reticulum. Gene Ontology annotation, biological process: ubiquitin-dependent protein catabolic process. Bases 27 to 1994 code for a protein of 655 amino acids. Lineage: Eukaryota; Viridiplantae; Streptophyta; Magnoliopsida; Zingiberales; Zingiberaceae. Gene Ontology annotation, molecular function: ubiquitin protein ligase activity; metal ion binding; ubiquitin-like protein conjugating enzyme binding. The record is from RefSeq and is a predicted model, not a curated record. The transcript is spliced from 2 exons.
AUCGGACGGUGCAGCGUAGCUCAAAGAUGAGCUGGCACAUCUACUCCGCCGAGUCGUCAGUCCCUAUAAAGGGAGGAUGGGUGGUACUCUUCUCGUUCCGUGGCUGCUGCGGGGGGCCGAAAAGGAAAGAAAAAGGAAAACCCAAUGCCCCAAUACCGAGUCGUCGCCGCUCCGCCCCCAAAUCUUGGAGGAUGGAUCUGAACCUCUAUUUGGGUCUGCCUCGUUCUCCGCCUUCUCGAAGUCGCGAUCUAGGGUCUGAUCUCUCACUCAACUCGUUGCCCUGGUCGUCUCCUACCACCACCGUCGAGGAAAGGGGUUCUUCGAUUCCUAUGUCUGGCGCUGUGGAACCAUCGGAGUCGCAUCCUCCGUACUCUCCCUCCCACGAGGAGUACAACCCUGAGUUGCCGGUUGCUCUUCCGGAGGAUAGUGAUGGCACUCCGGACCCCCCCUACUACCCCUCUUUUGGGCGAUAUUGGCAGUUUGGACUAUCCCCUGAACCUGAAGGAGCUGAUGCCUCGUACUCUCCUCCGAUUCUCCAUUCCUUACCGGCUUCACAGGACACUGAAGAACGCUCAGUUCAGGAUGUCAACCCUCAAACUCUUUAUGAUCCUACAUCGCCACCGACAUUCCCAUAUGCUGCCGUGGCUUAUUUGCCGCCAUAUUUUACUGGCUCCACAAGCUCACAAGAACAUGAAACAGCUAGCUUUAGCCUUUAUCCAGCACUUUCUUCUCCAACUCGUGAAUUCCUGCCUGUGGAAGGUGGAACGUCGUCGCAGCCUGAGCUUCUUCGGCCAUCAGAUUCUUGCUUCAGGAGGUUCCUCGACACUAGUCAUCGACGGCCAACCAGAAGAUUUCGGUCUACACUUCUGCAGGUCGGAGAGAGAUUUAGUUUUGGAUCCCCGUCAUUACCUAAUACUGAGCUGCCAGUUCCUGAUGUAGUCAUCUCCCAAAGACCUUCGGAAUGCAAUGGGAAACAUAAAGUAAAGACCGAAAACACUCCAGCAGAUGCUUCAGAAGAGGAAGGUGAAGACAAAGGAAGAAAUGUUGCUAACUUUGAGUGUAAUAUCUGUUUUGAUAUGGCUGGAGAACCUGUUGUUACAUCAUGUGGUCAUUUAUUUUGCUGGCCAUGUUUAUAUCAGUGGCUGCAUGUCCAUUCAGAACAUAAGGAAUGCCCUGUAUGCAAGGGAGAGGUAAAUGAAUCAAAUAUCACACCUAUUUAUGGUAGAGGGAGUUCACAAUCAAGUGCUGAGAAGAAAUGCGCGGAAGAUGGAGAUUCUACUCUUAAAAUACCACCAAGGCCAAGUGGAAAUAGAUUAGAGAGCUUUAGGCAGCAAUUUUGGCCUGUUUCAAGGAGACUGGGUGAGGGAAUUGCGGCAACAUGGAGACGCUUUCUGGAUCAGCAUUUGCAUACUGGCAGUAGAUAUGAAUCACACGCAGACCCAAAUCUCCAAGAAUUGUAUGAAAAUGUGCAACGCAGAGCUUUAAUUAGGCUCAGGGCAAGAAGAUUGCAAAGGGAUAUGAAUUCCGAAGGUGGAUCCAUAGCUGGAGACCUUGGACAGCCUGCAAACAAUGUGCCUAACUCAAACAGAAGUACGACAGAUUCUAUUUUUAGAGAUGGUGUUGAUCUUUGGCACCAAUUUAUGCAUGAACGUGGCACUGAUCGCUUAACUUCUAUCGCAGCUGACUUUGAGAGAGUAGUUGGAAGGUUGAAUCGCAACGAUGGAAAUGGUGCUUCUACAUCGGUUGAUCCUCCAACUACUGAAGCUCUCACUAGCAGGCCUCUAGCUGAAGUAGCAUUGUCUGCUGAUCAGGUCUCUGCUUCUAGCACCAUGGCUGUGAUUCAAGGUGAUGUUGUUACUUCUGAGGCCCCAGCAGAACCUCAAAGUGUGGGAUCAUCUCCAAACAGGAGGAGGAGAGGUAGAAGCAGCACAUCUGGUUCUUAUGAUGUUGAUGGAGGCACACUUCACUCAUUUAAGAGAAGAAGAUUGAACUAAGUCAUCUAGGCUUGUUGUUUAGGCUAGUUCUGCUUUUUCGCCUCUUUGUUGGGUUGUGUGCUUAGAUAAAUCCAGUGGACUUUUAUUCUUAGUUGGUUGUAUAUUUUUUUAAUCUUAAUUUGAUAAUCAUGGUAUCAGAUUGCUAUUUU